AUGGGAAAAAACUCUCGCGAAGACAUUGCAUUUGCGAACGUAGUAGGCAAGCGUUCUUCGAGUGGUAGGCAGAGGAUUAGUCCCAGGGAGUUUUUUUGCUACCGCAUACAGUCUAGAAAGUCAGUUCCGAGUACCAUACUAUUUGCACGGCGGUUGUUCCAACAGUUUGUGGUAGAUGGAUACAGAAUGGUUGAGUCUGGAAGACUAAUUUAUAUAAGGACACACCAAAAAAGCCUAAGGUGUGAGAGUUACAGUGGAUUGACUGAUGCUUUAACAAGGGGUGAACUAAACCCCGCAGCACAAGGUCGCAGAAUAAUACUACCGUCAAGUUUUACUGGUGGUGCUAGAUACAUGAUACAAAACUACCAAGAUGCAAUGGCAAUAUGUAGAUGGAUUGGAUACCCUGAUUUAUUUAUAACCUUUACAUGCAAUCCAAAGUGGCCUGAGGUGCAACGCUUUUUAAAAGAUCAACGGUUGAAGGCAGAAGACCGGCCGAACAUAAUUUACCGCUUAUUCAAGACGAAGUUGGAUGCCUUGAUAGCUGAUUGUCGAAAGAAUAAAAUAUUUGGCCCUGUGGCAGGAGUCAUAUAUACAAUUGAGUUCCAAAAGCGAGGUCUUUCGCAUGCUCAUAUAUUGCUUUUUUUGGAGAAAAGUAAAGAAGUUAGGCAAGUUGUUACUCUAGACAACAUGAUCUGCGCAGAGAUCCCAGAUGAAAAGAAAGAUGCAGAGUAUUACCAAGCGGUAGAGGAAUUUAUGAUGCAUGGUCCAUGUGGAAAAGCGAGGACCAAUUCUCCAUGUAUGGUAAAUGCGCGAUGCUCUAAGCAUUUUCCUAAGAUAUUUGUUGAGAGUUCUACAUUUGAUGACGAUGGUUACCCGGUAUAUAGAAGGAGAGACAAUGGAAUUAUAGUUACAAAGAACGGGAUCGCCUUGGACAAUAGGUAUGUCGUACCGCACAAUAGAUAUUUGUUGCUUAAGUAUAAGGCUCAUAUCAAUGUCGAGUGGUGCAACCAGUCACACUCAAUCAAGUACCUGUUCAAGUAUGUUAACAAGGGUCAUGAUCGGGUUACAGCAGAAUUUUACAAAACAAGCAAUGAUGACGAGAAUGGGAAAGCAAUAGAUGAGAUUAAUAUGUACUAUGACUGUAGGUACAUAUCCCCAUGUGAAGCGGUUUGGCGUCUGUUUGGUUUUGAUAUACAGCUUAGGGUGUCUUCAGUGGAAAGGUUAAGCUUUCACCUUCCUAAUCAACAGAGUGUGAUAUUUGCAGAUGAUGAUGCUGUUGAUAACAUUGUUAAUAGACCUACUAUAGCACAGAGCAUGUUUCUGGAAUGUUAUGAAGAUAUUAGGACUGUAAAUGGCGUCCAGUAUGACUCAUUCCGAGAUGCGUGUUAUGCAAGGGGUUUAGUCGAUGAUGAUAACGAAUAUGUCGAUGCAAUAGAUGAAACCAGUAAUUGGGCGUCAGCAGAUCAACUGAGGAGAUUGUUUGUGACAUUGCUAAUGAGCAGUUGCAUGGAAUUUGUGUUGUCCGAUUCGCACAAGAUGAACUUUGCCUUAGUAGAGAUUGAGAAGCUAUUAUCUACUCAUGGUAAGAGUUUGAAGGACUAUCCUGAAAUGCCAAUGGCAAACUUUGGGGCCUUAAACGUUAUUGCAAAUAGAUUUAUUCAAGAAGAAUUAGCAUACGAUUGUGGCGAACAGGAGAAAGAGAAUCAGGAAUUGGUAAGGCAAUUAACAGAAGAACAAAAGGUCAUAUACAAUGAAGUGUUAACCGAUAUUGAUCGCCAAGAUGGGGGGUUAUUCUUCGUUUAUGGUUAUGGAGGGACCGGUAAGACUUUCUUGUGGCGAGCACUUUCUUCCGCAUUAAGGUCUAAGAGUGAAAUAGUGUUAAAUGUUGCGUCAAGCGGCAUAGCUUCGCUUUUAUUACGUGGUGGCAGGACUGCACAUUCUCGGUUUGCUAUACCGAUAGCUGUUAAUGAAGAUUCCACAUGCAACAUCCGUCACGAUAGUCAAUUGGCAGAGCUACUUGUGCAAACCAAGUUGAUAAUAUGGGAUGAAGCCCCAAUGAUGCACAAAUUCUAUUUUGAAGCCCUAGACCGAACUAUGCGGGAUCUGUUGCGCUUCAUAAAUCCAAGGAGUUCUGAAAUGACAUUUGGUGGUAAAACAGUUGUUUUUUGUGGCGAUUUCAGACAAAUUUUACCAGUCAUUCCAAAGGGUACAAGACAGGAUAUAGUUCGAGCGAGCAUUAGCUCAUCGUAUCUCUGGAAAUCAUGUAAAGUUUUUAGGCUUACUAAGAAUCUGCGCUUGAGAAGUGUUCAAUCAGAAAACGAGGGUAAGGAGAUCGAGCAAUUUGCAAAAUGGAUAGCUAAUAUAGAUGACGGAACAAUUGGUAGUCCAGUUGAUGGUGAGUACGAAAUUACUGUUCCAGAACAUUUGUUGUUGAAGUGCGAGGAUGACCCUAUUGCUACAAUUGUUGAUAGCACAUUCCCUAAUUUUAGACUGGGAAUUGGUGAUUUGUCAUAG
Ipomoea nil (Japanese morning glory) is the source of this 2514-nucleotide messenger RNA. RefSeq lists its product as uncharacterized. Gene Ontology annotation, molecular function: DNA helicase activity. The coding region runs from base 1 to 2514 and encodes 837 amino acids. The transcript has 4 exons. Gene Ontology annotation, biological process: telomere maintenance; DNA repair. The record is from RefSeq and is a predicted model, not a curated record. NCBI's taxonomy places the organism in Eukaryota, Viridiplantae, Streptophyta, Magnoliopsida, Solanales, Convolvulaceae.